Sipha flava (yellow sugarcane aphid) is the source of this 624-nucleotide messenger RNA. RefSeq names its product zinc finger MYM-type protein 6-like. The transcript has 3 exons. The record is from RefSeq and is a predicted model, not a curated record. Bases 1 to 624 code for a protein of 207 amino acids. NCBI's taxonomy places the organism in Eukaryota, Metazoa, Arthropoda, Insecta, Hemiptera, Aphididae.
AUGAGUAAGCAAACAUCUUUGUCAAAUUUUUUUAAACAGCCCUCAACAUCAAAUUCAUCUUCAGCAAUUGUGAACGGUUCUGAUUCAGAUGUUAGUGAAAAUGAAUUAAGACCACCACUUAAAAAGGUAAAACUAACUUCAAAAAUUUUGAACUACGAUGAAAGAUAUGUAGAUACCGAUUUGAAUGACAUAAAUGAAGAGUUUUUAUGUUGUUUAAAUUUACCAACGUUUUGUACAUCUGAGGAAAUUUUCAAAGCUAUUUUAGUGUACUUCGACAAAAAUGAUCUAUCUAUUUCCAAGUGUAUUGGUAUAUGUACUGACGGUGCUGCAGCCAUGACGGGAAAGUUUAAUGGUCUUGUAGCACGAAUUAAACAGAUAGCUCAUAAGGAUAUAAUUUCAACACAUUGUUUCAUUCACCGAGAGCAAUUGGCCACUAAAGAUAUGGAUAUAUUCUCUAUUCUCAACGAUUUAAAUUUGAGUUUACAAGGGCCCUAUACUAAUAUUUUUACAUCAAACAAUAAAAUAGAAGCAUUUCUUAACAAAAUCGAACUUUGGGAAAAAAGAUUACAAAAGCUUACGUUUGAUAUGUUCCCAUCUUUUUUAAUAUGGUGGAAGAAAAAAUAA